Messenger RNA from Ophidiomyces ophidiicola, 1923 nucleotides. RefSeq names its product serine/threonine protein kinase, AGC (gene NRC2). The transcript is spliced from 5 exons. Gene Ontology annotation, cellular component: plasma membrane; nucleus; cytoplasm. NCBI's taxonomy places the organism in Eukaryota, Fungi, Ascomycota, Eurotiomycetes, Onygenales, Onygenaceae. Gene Ontology annotation, molecular function: protein serine/threonine kinase activity; ATP binding. Gene Ontology annotation, biological process: protein phosphorylation. Bases 1 to 1923 code for a protein of 640 amino acids. The record is from RefSeq and is a predicted model, not a curated record.
AUGACACAGCUGUUCAGUUCGUCCGGUUCUGGUGUUGGGUCAGAGAAACGUCAAUUCCCCAGCAUCUCCCUCCCCAGCAGAAAAAACACGGGCGAUUCGUCACACUUCCCCACGCGGCUGAAGAAUUUCUUUCGGAUCAACAGCUCCUCGUCCAAUAAUAACGCGAAUGCAAAUGGCAGCCAGCAAGGCGCUGGUACACCUGGUAUAAAGACAGAGAACAAACCCUUCAGACAGUCUCGAUUUCUCCCUACAAUUGGCCGGAAUCGCUCGACCACCGUCGCCAGUGAAGGUAACCAUCUCGAUGAAGGCGUCUCGCCAACCGCACAUGCAAAUCCUUAUUUCCAACACCAGGGCUAUCCGGCCUUAAGACACAGAAAUGAUGACAGUGGUCCUUCGUCACCCCCAGAUACUCCAGAGUUGCAGGUUGAGGGUGUGCCGGCAUCAGACCAAGUCACCUCCGCUGGAAAAGAAGAACUUGCCAGGAAAUUGAGGAGAGUUGCGUCCGCACCAAAUGCUCAGGGCCUAUUUGCUAGUAAUGGCUCGGACGAUCGCCCAAAAACUGCUGAGCUGGGAAAAGAGCCUUUAAUUGCAUCAGGAGGCGCAUCACCAAAGCUUAGUUUUGUUGAUAAGCCCAAGUCAGAGGAUAUUUCUCCCCCAGACGCAGACCGCGUGUCAGCACUUUCAGCUCCCCGAAGCUUUGUCAAUUGUAGGCGCACGUAUAGCUCGAAUUCUAUCAAAGUGCGAAAUGUCGAAGUUGGGCCUGGGAGCUUCGAUAAGAUUAAAUUGAUUGGGAAGGGUGAUGUUGGUAAGGUGUAUUUGGUACGCGAGAAAAAGUCGAACAGACUGUAUGCUAUGAAAGUUUUGAGCAAGAAGGAGAUGAUCAAACGAAAUAAGAUCAAGAGAGCUUUGGCGGAACAAGAAAUUCUUGCCACCAGUAACCACCCUUUUAUUGUCACACUAUACCAUUCUUUCCAGUCAGAAGACCAUCUUUACCUUUGCAUGGAAUAUUGUAGCGGUGGAGAAUUCUUCAGAGCUCUUCAAACACGGCCUGGAAAAUGCAUUCCUGAAGAUGAUGCGCGCUUCUAUGCGGCUGAAGUCACUGCUGCUUUAGAGUACCUUCACCUUAUGGGCUUCAUUUACCGUGACCUCAAGCCUGAGAAUAUUUUACUUCACCAAUCAGGACAUAUCAUGUUAUCAGACUUUGAUCUUUCAAAACAGUCAGGCCCCGGCGGUGCACCAACCAUGAUCGUUGGCCGCAACGGAACAUCCUCAUCCUCUUUACCUACAAUCGACACCAAAUCGUGUAUUGCUAACUUUCGAACCAAUUCUUUUGUUGGGACAGAGGAAUAUAUUGCCCCUGAAGUCAUCAAAGGCGAUGGGCAUACAAGCGCAGUUGACUGGUGGACCUUAGGUAUCCUAAUCUAUGAAAUGCUGUACGGCACCACGCCUUUCAAAGGUAAGAAUAGAAAUGCAACUUUCGCCAAUAUCUUAAGGGAUGAAGUACCAUUCCCAGACAACGGGAGUGCCCAGCAGAUCUCAAACCUAUGUAAAUCGAUUAUCCGCAAACUGCUUAUUAAAGAUGAAACCCGUCGACUUGGUGCCCGUGCAGGUGCAUCUGAUGUCAAAACACAUCCUUUCUUUAGAACCACGCAGUGGGCGCUUAUUCGACACAUGAAGCCCCCCAUGAUCCCUCAUCAAGGCCGUGCUAUUGAUACUGUCAACUUUCGCAACGUCAAAGAGAGUGCAAGUGUUGAUAUCAGCGGUUCCAACAAUCUCAAAGGUGUCCCGAUGGAUUCUGGACUCGCAACUCCAGGCGAGCAAGCCCCGGACCCCUUUGAGGAUUUCAAUAGUGUUACUCUUCACCACGACGGCGACUAUCAUGGACAGCUGGCUGAUGAGAGUUUGCAAGGGUACCGAGCCUAA